AGAGACCAAGCUCCUAUGGCACCUUGACUGUGACUUUCGUCUGCCAUUUUGGUUACGAAAACAAGGGCAUGAGACUGACACGCUGAAGAUGGCAAGUCUCUGCAGAAUAACGACAUCGCGUAUCGCUGCAGUUGUACCAAGAAUCUCGCAGCUGUCCGUGACAUGUGUGAGAACCAACAGCACAGAAACAAAACCAGAAAAGACAAAAUAUGGUCCUUUAAAAGAUGAAGACCGAAUUUUCACAAAUUUGUAUGGCAGACAUGACUGGGGCAUCAAAGGAGCUAUGGGACGGGGAGACUGGUAUAAAACAAAAGAGAUCAUGGAUAAAGGUCAUGAUUGGAUCCUGAAGGAGAUUACUACCUCUGGGUUGAGAGGCCGUGGAGGUGCAGGUUUCCCUACAGGAAUGAAAUGGGGUUUCAUGAAUCGUCCUAGUGAUGGAAGGCCGAAGUACUUGGUUGUUAAUGCUGAUGAGGGUGAGCCGGGAACGUGUAAGGACAGGGAGAUCAUGAGACACGAUCCACACAAACUGGUGGAAGGGUGUUUGAUAGCUGGCCGGGCAAUGAGAGCACAGGCUGCCUAUAUCUACAUCAGAGGAGAGUUUUACAAUGAGGCAUCCAACUUGAAUGUGGCUAUCAAAGAGGCUUACAAGGCUGGAUUCAUUGGUAAAAAUGCCUGUGGUACUGGAUAUGACUUUGAUGUAUUUGUCCACCGUGGUGCUGGAGCCUACAUCUGUGGGGAGGAAACUUCACUGAUAGAAUCUCUGGAGGGUAAGGCCGGUAAGCCCCGACUGAAGCCACCCUUUCCCGCUGAUGUGGGCGUGUUUGGCUGUCCAACAACAGUAGCCAAUGUGGAGACCGUCGCUGUAGCACCGAUUAUAUGUAGGAGGUCUGGAGACUGGUUUGCAUCAUUUGGAAGGGAACGGAAUCGUGGCACCAAGCUGUUCAACAUAUCUGGCCAUGUAAACAACCCUACCACUGUUGAGGAGGAGAUGUCUGUUCCUCUCCGGGAACUCAUUGAACGUCACUCGGGAGGUGUAAUUGGAGGAUGGGACAACCUCUUAGCUGUUAUUCCUGGAGGUUCAUCUACACCCCUCAUACCCAAAAGUGUAUGUGAUGAUGUGAUGAUGGAUUUUGAUGCCCUAGUACAAGCUCAGACCGGUUUAGGUACCGCAGCCAUUAUUGUCAUGAACAAAGAUGCCGAUAUUGUUAGGUGCAUCUCACGUCUCAUUGAGUUCUAUAAACACGAAAGCUGUGGCCAGUGUACACCUUGUCGGGAAGGAACAGGGUGGAUGAUGAAGAUAAUGACAAGAUUUGAGUCUGGAAAUGCCAGGCCAGAGGAAAUUGACAUGCUGUAUGAGCUAAGUAAACAGAUUGAGGGACACACGAUAUGUGCUCUAGGAGAUGGUGCUGCCUGGCCAGUACAGGGACUUAUUCGACACUUUCGACCAGAACUUGAGAGAAGAAUGUCGGAAUUUGCAAAGAAACAACAAGCAGCCACGGCAUGAUUCUUUACAGUCAAUACUAUAAUGAUAUAAGCGACAGCAGCAUGGUGUUCUGCUGAGUUAUUUGGGGAUAGAGAAACAUACCUCCAGUAACAUUGAAUGAUAUUUGGGAAAAUGAUGAAAUCAUGAUUAUUGAAGGCAUUUGUCAUGAACUUUGACCCACAGUAUUGGACAGUGUUGUUUUUAAGUAGUUCAAGAAUGGACAAUUUCAAUUAAUGAGUGUGAAUGGAUUGUAAAUUUUGAUGAAGGAUACAAGUAAUGUAAAUAUGUACAUUGUGAUAAUAGUGUGAGGAACUUAAAUAACUGAUGUACCACAUGAGUGAUUAAAGCACAUCAAAGUUA
Pecten maximus is the source of this 1843-nucleotide messenger RNA. RefSeq names its product NADH dehydrogenase [ubiquinone] flavoprotein 1, mitochondrial-like. Gene Ontology annotation, biological process: mitochondrial electron transport, NADH to ubiquinone. The transcript has 14 exons. The record is from RefSeq and is a predicted model, not a curated record. Bases 89 to 1504 code for a protein of 471 amino acids. NCBI's taxonomy places the organism in Eukaryota, Metazoa, Mollusca, Bivalvia, Pectinida, Pectinidae. Gene Ontology annotation, molecular function: FMN binding; 4 iron, 4 sulfur cluster binding; NAD binding.